AUGAUAACAAUAUGGUGCGUGAAAGUGACGUGUCUACGACGUCUCGUUGAGACUGGCGACUUAGCCAGGGAACUUAGUAUCGAAGAAAGUAGAGUUACCGUACCGAGAAAUCAAUCCGGACCGAAUUUUUUUGCAUGGAUAAACAACUUCGAAAAUGAAAGUGCUGCUAAUAGGUUUGCACAACGGUGGGAUGGGGAAAAGGUUUGUACCUAUGAAAUAAAAUGUAAAGCGGUGAAGACCAAUGAAAAAGGUAGAAGUAGAUCGUUAUGUCCACCAACUUCUCGACCACAGAUGUCUGAAACUCAAUCUCAUAUGAAGCCUCGUCUCGUCUCUGCACAAAAGCCGGCAAUGUUUACACCGAAACAUCGUACAUUGAUAUCUCGAGAUCAAGAAAGUAGUGACGAUGAUAAAAAUAGCAAUAAUUACCGCAUCACAACAGCAGAUUCAGCAACUUCACGUCAAUCGCGUCAAAGUGAUCGUAAUUUUCAAUUCGAUCAAAGACCUGUCAUCCGAGAAAUACGUAGUACCAACACGCCUGCUAUACAUUCGAGACCCUCUGUGUGCUUACCAAGUGAUGCUUUUUCAAGAAAAACUGACGAAACUGGAACAUGCAAUGACGGUACUCACUGCGAAAAUUUUGAUUGCAAAGCUGACCAUCCGAUUGGUAGAACAAAGCCAUGUAAAAAAGCAGCGAAUUGCACAGAUACAGAAUGCCAAUGUUUACAUCCUUCAACCCGUCCACCUGUUCGCACCGAAUUUGACAAUGGUCAAGCGUGGCAGUGUGAUGCAUUACAUUCGGAUAAUCGAUUAAAAGAUUGUAUAUACGGUCUACACUGUUACAAUAGUGCAUGUACUUGUCUACAUCCAUCAAACCGAAAAGUAUGCUUUUUUGGCGUUGAUUGCAAAGAUCUCGAUUGUUCGGAGAAUCAUCCGCCGGGACGAUCGAUGUUAUGCGAUGAAGGUGUCAAUUGUGGUAACUAUUACUGUCACAAUCUUCAUCCUACCAAUUGGGAUCCAUGCCAAGAUGGCAGAAAAUGCGCGAAUCCUGCUUGUCCGCAUACAACGCAUCCAUCCGAUCGAGUCUUGUUUGGUGCUUUAAGACAUUGGAACAACGUCAAGAAGAAAGGAAGAAAGCAAACCUACCUAUAUUCGCUUGUCAAAACGAGUUUUGUCAACGAUUAA
Messenger RNA from Adineta ricciae, 1182 nucleotides. NCBI's taxonomy places the organism in Eukaryota, Metazoa, Rotifera, Eurotatoria, Adinetida, Adinetidae. The record is from the annotation of a GenBank genome assembly.